Molecule: messenger RNA, 359 nt
Organism: Staurois parvus
Lineage: Eukaryota; Metazoa; Chordata; Amphibia; Anura; Ranidae
Source: the annotation of a GenBank genome assembly
UGUGCUGUGUCCCUGGGACACAGCAGAUCACCGAUCAACAGAGCCAAUGAUGUCGGCUCUGUCAUGUGAUCAGCUGUGUCCAAUCACAGCUGAUCGCAUGGGACAUGUACACUGAUCAUCAGGGCACUGAUGAUCAGUGUGCCCUGAUGAUCAGUGUAGCCCCAUAAGUGCCACCUGUCAGUGUCCAUCAAUGUCACCUGUCAAUGCCCAUCAAUGCCACCUGUCAGUGCCCAUCAGUGCCACAUCAAUGCCACAUAUCAGUGCCCAUCAAUGCCACAUAUCAGUGCCUAUCUGAGCUGCCUUUCAGUGCCACCUAUCAAUGCUGCCUAUCAGUGCCAGUCAGUGCCGCCUAUUAAUGC